Molecule: messenger RNA, 3708 nt
Organism: Asterias rubens (European starfish)
Lineage: Eukaryota; Metazoa; Echinodermata; Asteroidea; Forcipulatida; Asteriidae
Product: nardilysin-like
Exons: 27
Coding region: 1-3234 (1077 amino acids)
Biological process (GO): proteolysis
Molecular function (GO): metal ion binding; metalloendopeptidase activity
Source: RefSeq, a predicted model, not a curated record
AUGGCAGAGAUAGCUAAAUCGCCAAACGAUACACGUGAAUACCGUGCUGUAAAGUUGCUGAAUGGUUUAACAGCACUCUUAAUCUCAGACUUGUCCAAACUUGGUCAAGGAGAUGAAGGGGACGACUGUAUUACAUCGGAAGAUGACCUCUCACACUCGGAGGAUGAGGAAACCCCCUCCGAGGACAUGGAGUUAGGAUCUCCCCCUACGGCGGGCCUUACCAUUGGGACAAAGCCCAUUGCUUUGAAUCCAGAUCCAGAUGAGAGAGGAAAUAGGCCUGAUCCAUUGAUGGAAGAGGAAGGUGAUGAGGAGGAGGAAGAAGAAGAGGGGGAAGAUGAUGAAGAAAAUGAAGGAAGAUCAUCCAAAAAGCCACCUCCGAAGCAAUCCAAAUUGGCUGCUGCAGCUUUGUGUGUCGGCAUUGGGAGUUUCAGUGAACCAGAUGACAUUCCCGGCUUGGCUCACUUCUUAGAACACAUGGUCUUUAUGGGCAGUGAGAAAUAUCCAGACGAGAAUUCCUUUGAUGCAUUUAUAAGGAAACACGGAGGGUCAGACAACGCAUGUACAGACUGCGAAGAGACGACAUUUAUCUUUGAGGUACAUCAGAAACACUUCCGCGAGGGAUUGAUGCGAUUUGCUCAGUUCUUUACCUCUCCCCUCCUUAAAGCGAGCAGCACGGACAGAGAGCUGGAGGCUGUAGAUAGUGAAUUUCAAAUGAGUCUUCCGAGCGAUCACCAUCGCAAGCAGCAGAUGUUGGGCUCCUUGACCAGAGACAACCACCCCAUGGGGAAAUUCAUGUGGGGCAACUCCACAUCGCUGAAGACCGAACCGGCGGCCAAAAAUAUUGAUGUCCACAAAAGAUUAAUCGAGUAUCGUAAGAGGGUCUACUCAGCGCACUAUAUGACCCUGGUUGUACAGUCCAGAGAGAUGCUGGAUACAUUGGAAGGAUGGGUGAAGGAAUCAUUUUCAGACAUCCCGAAUAAUGGCCUAGAAAGGCCAUGUUUUACGAAGUGCGGAGUGCCGUUCGAUGCAGGCAAAUUUCACAAGUUGUACAAAGUGGUUCCUGUGCAGAAGGCUCAUAUAUUAGAAAUCACUUGGUCACUACCUAACCAAAGACAGUACUACAGGUGUAAACCGCUCAACUACCUUUCUUGGCUGAUUGGUCAUGAAGGACAUGGAAGCAUCUUGGCUCUCUUGAAGAAAAGGGCCCUUGCUCUGAGCCUGUUCAGUGGUAAUGCAGACUCUGGGUUUGAGCACAACGACACCCACGCUAUGUAUGUCAUAUCAGUAACGUUGACUGAUCAAGGAUUUCAGCAAAUAGAAGAGGUGAUCGCCAUUGUCUUCCAGUAUAUCAAAAUGCUCCAAACAAUAGGACCACAGGAGAGAAUAUUCCGAGAAAUUCAAACGAUCGACGACAAUGACUUCAGAUUCCAGGAAGAGACUGAGCCCAUUGAGUAUGUUGAGAUAGUAUCGGAGAACAUGCAGCAGUACCCUUCGAAGGAGUACCUGACUGGGCCACUCUUGGCACCAGACUACAACCAUCAGUCCAUAGCUUUUUGCACAGACUGCCUGUGUGCGGACAACGCAAACUUCAUGCUGUCAUCAAAGCACUUUGAUGGUCAGUGUGAUAUGAAGGAGCCUUGGUACCAGACUGAUUAUAAAGUAGAGAGUGUUCCCAAGGAGUGGAUAGACACGAUACAGGGUUUAGAAUUGAAUCCAGAACUUUACAUACCGGAACCUAACAAGUUUAUAGCAACAAAUUUUGAGCUGAAAACGCCAGAUAUUCCUGACACUGAUUACCCAGAAUGCAUCUUGGAUAGCGAGCAGAGCAGACUGUGGUACAAGAGAGACACAAAGUUCAAAUCGCCAAGAGGUCACAUCAUAUUUCAUCUGAUCUCGCCCCUCGUCUACACCUCUCCAGAGAACCUUGUCCUCUUUGAUUUCGUAGCGACCAUCUUGGAGCACAAUCUAUCUGAGAUUGGCUACGAGGCGGACACGGCUCAGCUGAGUUACAGUCUCAAGACGGAGGAGACGGGUCUGGUUGUUAAGAUGAGUGGCUUCAAUCAUAAACUGCCGCUCUUAUUCGAUACGAUAGUUGACUACAUCGUGAACUUCUCGGUGACUGAAGAAUUGUUUGAAGCAGUGAAGGAAUCUAUGGUAAAGUCUUAUUACAACCAUGUCAUCAAACCAGGCAAGCUCAACAAUGAUGUGAGGUUAUCGAUUCUACAGUUGAUUAAGUGGACGCCAGUCGACAAACGAGCUGUGGUCAAUGAAGUCACUCAAGAUCUUGUCCUACAGUUUGCUAAAAGAUUCAAGAAAGUUUUGUUCAUCGAGGGACUCGUUCAGGGAAACUUUAUUGCAAAGGAAGCGAUUAGUUUUGAAGAGUCCCUACGUACCAAGUUGAAGUGCACCCCUCUGCCCAAAGUGCAAAUGCCCACCACUAGGGUCAUCCAGUUACCUGCUGGGGCUCAAGUAUGCAAGGUCAAAGGUUACAACUUAAAUGACGCUAACUCUGUGGUGACCAACUACUACCAGUCAGGGCCGGGUACCAUCAGGAGGCUGAGUGUGAUCGACGUGCUCAUCACAAUGAUGGAAGAACCUUGCUUUGAUGUCUUGAGAACUCAGGAGCAACUUGGCUACAGCGUAUACCCAACAUGUCGCAACAGUUUUGGGAUUGUAGGGUUUUCUGUUACCGUAGCAACGCAAGCGACAAAGUUCAGCGUUUUACACGUAGAGGAGCGAAUUGACACCUUCCUAGAAACCUUCCAGCACAAGAUGAGAACGGCGACGACGGAGGAGGAGUUUAAGACCAACAUAGACUCUCUGAUCAACCUGAAGCAAUGUGCGGACAACCAUCUUGGUGAGGAGGUGGACAGGAACUGGUGGGAGAUUCUCAGCCACACCUAUGUCUUCGACAGGUUGCAGCGAGAGGUGGAGGCCCUCAAGAGUCUGUCUCAGCAAGAGGUUUGUGAUUUCUUAGUGGAUCACAUCAGGGGUGGAGCUAACUUCCAAAAACUCAGUACUCAGGUCGUUGGAGUUGGCAAGCUUGAACAGCAUAACCAUGACUCGGUAACUACGGCGAUAGAUGGACACACGGAUCAGUCCAAUGGAGACAAUCCAGGGACAGGUUUGGUAUUUCUACCCUUGGAUGAAGCAGACAGCAAGAAGGUCGUCAACGCAAUUGACUCAUUCAAAUCAGCCUUGUCAGUGUAUCCAGUGACAAAAAUAACCAGCUGAUUCUGAUUUAUUCCAGUGCUUUGCUAUGAAAGAUCAAGUGAUCACAUCUCAAAAAGAUUGUUCAGCUGCUUCACUGCAAAAGAUAAAGUGGGAAACUUCCCUCAACCCCACAACCCUUCCCUUAUUAAGAUCAAGAUGAGAUGGGAAGGGCUGGGGAAAGCCUUGAGCAGUGCAGGGCACUGGUCACAUCAGCAGUGCGGGGCACCAGUCACAAGAAAUAAACCAAUCAUGAGUAAGGGAAUUAUAAAAAUAAAUAUUUUGCUAGAAUUGUUGAUAUAUUUAUACAAAAAAACUGUCAAUGAUUUUGUGGACAACUUUCCAAUGACAAAAUGAUGUAUCAAUCCAUUCACGGUGUGCAGCAUGCUUACAGCCACCAAUCCUGCCCUUGGAGUUAAAAUCAGCCUCGCUACCAUGGGCAGCGCGCCGUAUCGUACCUCUCGUCACUAACCCCGGGGAGGGAUGUACUGGGAAACA